AUGAACAGUAGACCUAUUUCUGAUAAGCUAGGUUCCAUGACUAUAUCUUCCCACAGAAACAAGUUUAUACCAACCACCUCGAUGGUUUCUAUUGCAGACAAGCUUAUGAUGGAGAAACGAGAUGAGCUUGUAAUGGAGAAGCAAGAUGAGCUUGAAAUAGAAGAAACUGAUAAAAUCGAUUUGGAUUUUGUUUCCCUAGCUAGAGAUCAAUACGGAUGUAGGUUCUUACAGAAAAAAUUGGAGUCGAAUGGGAAGAAUCAGUUGUUUAAAGACCAAUUAUUCGAAGAGUUGAAACCAAUUCUAUUGGAUUUGAUCAUGGAUCCAUUCGGUAAUUAUUUAAUUCAGAAAUUGAUUGUCUAUUUAGAUUCCAAUCAAAUUAUAGAUCUUUUGAAUUUAAUUCAUUCGAAUUUUGGAGCAAUCUCUAGCAAUCAAUUCGGCACAAGGUCAUUGCAAAAAGUCAUAGAUUCUGUGGAUAUUGAUGAUCCAGUUCAAACAGAAUUACUUUUAAUGGGGUUUAAAGAAUAUCUUUCUAAUGAUCAAUUAAUUAACUUGAUCAAUGAUUUAAAUGGCAAUCAUGUCAUUCAGAAAUUGAUCUUUAAAUUCAAAGAUUCUAUAUUGAAUUUGGAUUUCUUGAUAGAUUCGAUUUGUUUGGGAACAAAUAUUAUAAAAAUCUCCACUCACAAACAUGGAUGUUGUGUUUUACAGAAAUUAUUAAAUCUAAUACAAUUAUCACAAUUUGAAAAAAUUUCUAUUCGGAUUCUUUCUAAUUUAAUUGAUUUAAUUAAUAAUCAAUUUGGUAAUUAUAUUAUCCAAUUCAUAUUGAGUAAAAAAUUUAAUUGUUUAGAAUUCCAAGUCAUUCAUGAAAAGAUUUUAAUAGAAUUUUAUCAAAACUUGUCUUUUCAAUUCUAUCAAUUAUCAUGUUUAAAAUUUUCUUCUAAUGUCAUUGAAAAUUACAUUAAAAUAUUGUUUACUUCUUGGACAAGUUCACAAGAUAAUAUAAUUCAAUUAUCUAAUAUUAUUAUAAAGAUUAUAGACUGUUUUACAAUCAAUUUAAAUUCAUUAAUUAAAGAUAAUUAUGGGAAUUAUACUUUACAAACUUUAUUAGAUAUUAAACAAUAUUCAAGUCUAUUAGCAACCAGUAAUAAUAAAUAUAAUGUUCCUAAUGAUUUUCCAUUCUUGAAUUUGUUCAAUUACAAAAUUAAUCAUCUAAUGUUGUUAACAAAGGAAUUAUUACCUUCAAUUAAGGCAACUACUUAUUUGAAAAAAAUUAAAUCGAAAAUCAAAAAUUAUACUGAAUUUAUAGGAAUUCCAUUUAAUGAAUUUACUCAGGAUUUGUCGAAUUCAAUUACUACAUCGACUUUGUCGACACCUUUUUCAACUAAAAGACAAAGAACUUUUUCUUCAAAUUCAAGUUUAAUUCCUUCCAAUAUCACUUCUAUUGAUUCCACACCAAUUAAAAAUAGUGACGAAAUAAAUGAAACAAAUUCUAAACAUACAAGGUACUUCUCUUUACCUUCAAACAAUUAUUUUACUAAGAAUAAAUUAAAUAACGUUCCGAUGAUAAAUACAAAUAAUCAUACUCGUAGUCUUUCCACUACGGUCGCAAGAAAUACUAAUGAUUAUUAUCCUACUCUUCAAACCCCGAACUCCAGUCAAUCUCAAAUAUCGAAUGAAACUCCAAUAUCAAGCCAAACUCCACUCUCAUCUAUUCAGUCUACAGACUCCAAGCAAUUACAAUUACCGUUCCAAUAUCAACCUCAAUCACAAACAAAAUCUCAAGCUUAUGUGGAACAAUCUCAAAAUCAAAACCAAAUUUUAACUCCAAAUCAACAGUUAUCUACAGAAAUCGUAUCUCCAUUAACUUUUAAUCAGUAUCAAUUUUAUUCAAAUAAUAAUAACUUACACUUAAACACUUCUAUGGAUAAUUCUUCAAAUUUAACAACUACUAGUUUAUCCUCAACUCCUUCAACUAUUAAUACUUCUUCUUCAUUAUCAAAUUUUAAUAAUUUGAUUCAAACUCCAAUAUCAAUAUUAAAUUUACAGAACUUUCCAAAUUUACAAAACAAUUAUUUGGCAAAUUCAAAUAAUUAUUCAAACCAAUUUUUUCUCAAUAAUGGUAGUAAUAGUAAACAAAAUCAAACAAUUCAAAAUACAUUAACUUUAUUAGAUCCAAAUGAUUCGGAGUUUACUUUACCAAAAAGAUUUAGAAAUAAUUCUUUAGAAAAUAAUUUCCCCAUAUCUACAAAUUCUCUGCAUAAUAUUUUAUCUAUCCCUUCAAAUCCAUUUGAAGACAAUUUAUCAAUAUCUUCAAAUGUUCUUUAUUCUUCUUAUCUACCAAAAAAAAUAAAAACUUAA
Messenger RNA from Henningerozyma blattae CBS 6284, 2355 nucleotides. RefSeq lists its product as uncharacterized. The transcript has a single exon. Gene Ontology annotation, biological process: post-transcriptional regulation of gene expression. Bases 1 to 2355 code for a protein of 784 amino acids. The record is from RefSeq and is a predicted model, not a curated record. NCBI's taxonomy places the organism in Eukaryota, Fungi, Ascomycota, Saccharomycetes, Saccharomycetales, Saccharomycetaceae. Gene Ontology annotation, cellular component: cytoplasm. Gene Ontology annotation, molecular function: mRNA binding.